Molecule: messenger RNA, 636 nt
Organism: Chanos chanos (milkfish)
Lineage: Eukaryota; Metazoa; Chordata; Actinopteri; Gonorynchiformes; Chanidae
Gene: rab25a
Product: RAB25, member RAS oncogene family a
Exons: 5
Coding region: 1-636 (211 amino acids)
Molecular function (GO): GTP binding; GTPase activity
Source: RefSeq, a predicted model, not a curated record
AUGGCGUCAGAAAUGGGCUAUAAUUUUGUCUUCAAAGUGGUCUUGAUAGGAGAGUCUGGGGUUGGGAAAAGCAAUCUGCUGUCGAGGUUUACCAAGAACGAAUUUAAUCAUGACAGUCGCACGACCAUUGGGGUUGAGUUCAGCACGAGAUCAAUUCAGUUGGAAACGGUCACCGUGAAAGCGCAGAUAUGGGACACGGCUGGGCUGGAACGCUACCGAGCCAUCACCUCUGCGUACUACAGAGGAGCAGUAGGAGCUUUGCUAGUCUAUGACAUCACCAAACACUUGACUUACGAGAACGUGGAGCGCUGGCUGAAGGAGCUGUACGACCACGCGGAUCCGCACAUCGUGGUCAUGUUAGUGGGCAACAAAUGCGACCUGACCUCCCAGAGAACGGUGCCCACUCAAGAGGCCAAAGAUUUUGCAGAAAGCAAAGGCUUGCUAUUCAUGGAAACAUCAGCACUGGAGUCAACAAAUGUUGAAUCUGCCUUUCUUGAAGUUAUAACAGAGAUCCACAAGAAGGUUUCCAGCAGAGAGGUCACACGAGGGUCCAUCUGUGCUGUGACGCUGAACAGUCCAAUGGGACCGAUCAGUGAAGCUAAAGAGGAGAGAAAGGCCUGCUGUAAAAACCUCUGA